AUGGGGCAGCAGGCUACAAAUGCCUUUGCAAGCUACUUCAGUUCGGUUUUUCAUGAGGGUAAACCGCAGCUGGACGUUCUGCUAGCCCAACGAGACAGUGAUCGAGAUCAAGCGGGUAGUGCUGCUAGAGUAGCCAUCAAGAGUAUUAGUUCGUGGUUUACUUUGGAGACGUACGCUAAAGGCGGUAUGGUGGCAGCAGAGAAGCUGAUCAAGGAAGAGUUUGUGGCUUACAUGUACGCGGGGGGGAGGGGAAGGGUCAUCAACCGAGCGGAGUACUUGAGAUGGAAGUUUCGAGAUCAAGAACAGAUCCACACGAGGUUGGCAAGGACUUUGGUAAAAUGUUUUCCCAAGUUAUCCCUCGACGUUGUGGAGGGCGAAGAAUAUUUAGGGGCCAGCUCUUUACACCUGGCCAUUGCGUACAGUAAUAACGAAUUGGUACAAGAUUUAGUAGAAGCAGGUGCUGACGUUAGCCAAAGAGCUAUUGGAAGUUUCUUCCUUCCUCGAGACCAGCAGAGGGUGCCGCCAGCUCGUCAAACUAACUACGAAGGCCUGGCCUACCUUGGCGAGUACCCGCUGGCCUGGGCCGCGUGUUGUGCCAAUGAGGCGGUAUACAACCUUCUUUUAGACUCUGAUGCCGAUCCUGACGCCCAGGACUCGUUCGGCAACAUGAUACUGCAUAUGGUUGUCGUUUGUGAUAAACUUGACAUGUUCGGCUAUGCCCUCCGUCAUCCAAAAGUACCAGCGAGUAACGGACGGAUGAACCGCGCUGGGUUCACUCCACUGACCCUGGCGUGCCAGCUCGGUAGAGCGUCCGUUUUCAGGGAGAUGUUGGAGUUAUCAGCCAGAGAGUUUUGGAGAUAUUCUAAUAUAACCUGCUCAGCGUACCCUUUGAAUGCUUUGGAUACAUUACUGCCGGAUGGAAGGACUAACUGGAAUUCAGCUCUAUUCAUUAUCUUAAACGGCACGAAACAAGAGCAUUUAAACAUGUUGGACGGCGGUAUUAUUCAGAGAUUAUUGGAGGAGAAAUGGAAAACAUUUGCGAGGACAAAAUUCCUCAAACGUCUCCUAAUCCUAAUGCUGCACCUUCUCCUACUGUCAGUAUCAGUAUAUUUACGUCACAGUAGUGCGGAAGCCGACGCGCACCCUAACUGGGGGCUAGAAGUUGCUGAUGUUAGGAGCGGAGUCAGGAUGGCCAGUGAACUCGGCACUAUACUCAGUACACUGUGCUAUAUUAUACUGCAACAGGGAGACGAACUCAAAAAUCAAGGAUUGGUCGCGUAUUUUAAACAGUUGAUUCACGAACCAGCCAAAUUCAUAUUUCUGGCGUCAAACUUCUUGUUACUAGCGUGUAUCCCGGCGAGGCUUUUACGGCAGACGAUGGUGGAAGAGGCCUUGUUGAUAUUUUUACUGCCAGGUUCUUGGUUCCUCUUAAUGUUUUUUGCAGGAGCUGUAAAACUGACGGGACCAUUCGUGACCAUGAUCUACAGUAUGAUCACUGGCGACAUGUUCACAUUCGGCAUCAUCUAUUGCAUCGUUCUGUUCGGGUUUUCGCAGUCUUUCUACUUUUUGUAUAGAGGGUUUCCCAAUGUGCAAUCGACGUUGUAUUCAAGCUACCCGAGCACCUGGAUGGCGUUGUUUCAAAUAACUUUAGGAGAUUAUAGCUACACAGACCUUGGACAAACAACGUACCCAAAUCUGUCGAAGACUGUGUUUACUGUGUUCAUGAUAUUUGUGCCUAUCCUGUUGCUGAACAUGUUGAUCGCCAUGAUGGGCAACACGUACGCACAUGUCAUUGAACAGUCGGAGAAGGAGUGGGUCAAACAGUGGGCGAAAAUAGUGGUGUCUCUAGAACGUUCUGUGGCGCAAGAAGACGCUCACAAGUAUCUACAAGAGUACUCUAUAGGGCUUGGACCCUCAGACGACCCUCGGUACGAACAGAGAGCUGUCAUGGUCAUCAAGAGUAAAGCCAAAACCAGGGCGAAGCAGAAGAAAGAUGCCCUUACUAAUUGGAAGCACGUAGGUAAAGUGACGAUAGCUGAGUUGAGGAGACGAGGCAUCAGCGGCGAGGAGCUGCGGCGGCUGAUGUGGGGCCGCGUGUCAAUAUCUACGCCUACUAAAGCGCCCAUGCCGAGAAGAGCCACUGCCCCUCCAGAUUGCGUGGUGUCGUCAGACGUGGCUCUCGCUGCGGAAGUAGGGAACGGGGUGGCGCCAGCGCUGUCUUCAGCUCUCAACGUCAUGGCGUUCACACACGAGCUCGAUCUUGGGACUACUGAACAAAAACAAGCAACACCGGAUUUACUAGUAAAUGGUAAAACACCAACAACAAAUGUUCAGUCAACGCAACCACAAGUCACUUCUAAUACUCUGACUGUACCGUCAACCCGGCCUGAAGAAGUUAUAUUUAUCAAACCUGUUCCGUCAAUCCAGCCUGAUCCGAAAAUCAUACCGUCAAACCGACCUGAAGCGGCUCCGUCCAUAACGUCAAACGUACGGCUCAAGCCUACAGAAAUAGUUCAAUCAGUGCCACUUCGUAAUGUAAUAACAACGGUACAAAACCCAGAAGCUAUUCCUGGAGCGAUGUUAAAUAUUAUCGACGUCCAGCAACCGAAGGAAAUACAUAUUAUAAAGCCUACAGAUGAAAUAUUCCGAGAUUAUUUACUAGAACUGAUAACUCUGGCAGAGAAGACGAAUCCCGACAAUUUCCAAUUGAAGGAUUUAGCUGAAAAGGCGUCGCAGUUAGACGAUGUUCCUCUGAUUGACAUCAAUUUAAGCACGACAGUGAAGUCUGCGCGCAAGGUAGUCGCAGGUGCUGUGUCAGGCUUGUUCGGAGUGGCCGCGGACGCACCGACCGCUGACUCGGCGUGGCGGAGAGAGCGGCAAGACAAUAGCGAUAGUGAUCCUAUAUCAGAAUCAGUACUCCUGGGUCGUGCAUCGCGGGCUCGCCGGGCGCGGUCCGCGUCGCGUCGCGCCGCGCCUCCGCCGCCACAUCUCUACGUGCCUGCCAGGUCAAUGUAUCUCGUGGCGUCAGAGAGUAGUGCUAUUGAAAGCGACGCUCCCUGGGAAGACCAGCCCAGCUCAGGAAACAGUUCUGCUAUAGGAAAUAAGAAAGAAGACGUAGCGCGUAUCAGAGCAGCUCGUCCUUUAUGCAUUCAAUACGCCACUACAGGCCAAGCUCUUCCGGGCGAACAUUCCCUGUUUGUUAUAGGGCCUGGAAGUGGUGUAGAAGUAGAUAGUGCUGCGCCCGCGCAGAUCAAAAUCGAAAAGAGAAUUCGACCGAAAACUGCAAGACCUAGGCGCAAUCGGGUAUCGCCGACUCCAGCAGUAGAAACGACAGGCAGCCCUUUAGAGCCGUGGGCAACUGCUCCUCUGACGCGCUUGUCUCGGCUCAUACGAUCUUCCAGCAGCUCAACUACAUCACUGACUUCACAUACUUCCAUCGAAGAAUCGCCACGGAGAUAUUAAUGUUCAGUAAAGUUUAAAGGCCAAAUCCCGAAACUAUCCCAACCACACGUUAAUGGUAAAAAUAAACCAAUCAAAUUAACUCAUUUGUAUACAGUUAAAUAUUCUUUAUUCUGAUUGGUCCAAAUUUACUUUAAAUCCAACGGUAACUGAUAGUUUAGGAAUUGGCCGUAGAGAGUCAGAUGGUCAUCUAAUAGCACUUGGGUAUUAUAGCUUUAACAGCAAAUAUUUAUCUUUAGAAUGUAUGUAGAUAUUUAUGAAUUGAAUAUUGUAAUUUUAUCGGAUAUUCCGCAUAGAUAAAGACACGUAGCUAUCUACAAUAAUAAAUCUGUCAAAACAAAUAAAACACUGGUUUCAUUGCU
This is a messenger RNA of Manduca sexta (tobacco hornworm), 3821 nucleotides long. RefSeq lists its product as uncharacterized. NCBI's taxonomy places the organism in Eukaryota, Metazoa, Arthropoda, Insecta, Lepidoptera, Sphingidae. Gene Ontology annotation, cellular component: membrane. The transcript is spliced from 23 exons. The coding region runs from base 1 to 3462 and encodes 1153 amino acids. The record is from RefSeq and is a predicted model, not a curated record. Gene Ontology annotation, molecular function: protein binding; calcium channel activity. Gene Ontology annotation, biological process: calcium ion import across plasma membrane.